AGACACACAUUGGAAUCUCAGACUUCAGGUCCCAGCUAAGUUGUAAGCUGCCGGAAGGGAGCGAUGGCUGUGGCCCUGGGCUGUGCAAUCCAGGCCUCCUUGAAUCAGGGCUUCAUGCUUGAAGAGUAUGAUACUGACUGUGAAGUCUUCCGUCAGCGCUUCAGGCAAUUCCAAUACCAAGAAGCGGCCGGGCCUCAUGAAGCUUUCAACAAACUCUGGGAGCUUUGCUGUCAGUGGUUGAAGCCAAAGAUGCGUUCUAAAGAACAAAUCUUGGAGCUGCUUGUGUUGGAGCAGUUUUUAACUAUUCUGCCCACGGAGAUAGAGACCUGGGUGAGAGAACACUGCCCAGAGAAUAGAGAAAGAGUUGUGGCUCUGAUAGAAGACUUACAGAGAGAACUUGAGAUACCAGAGCAGCAGGUCGGGAGGCAAGAGAUGUGCUUGGAAGAAUUAGCACCAGUGGGAACAGCACACCUGCCACCAAACCUCCAUGUGGAGUCACCUGAGGUCCACAUCCCAGGACCUUCCCAGGAGGUCACAGUGGCAGAGGCGUGGGUCCCACAGGUAGAGCCACAGAAUCUGAACUAUGGUGGUGUUGGGGAGUGUCCGCGCUUUCCUGAGCCAGGAUAUCCAAUACUAAAGCUUGACCUGAACUUGCCAUUGGAGCACAGAGAAGAGUCAUGGGUGAAGGAAUUACAAGACUCCAAAGAAAUGAAACAAUUACUUGAUCCCAAGUUAGGUUUUGAUAUUGAGAGAGAAAAUGAAGAAGAGUCUUCAAAGCAGAGUAAGAUGGAGAAUAUGUACCCAUUUGUUGUGACAUUAGAGGGAAACGCUCUACACGGUCCCAUUUUGCAAAAAGACUAUGAACCGCUAGAAAAUCCAUGGGAACCACCUCCCGAGGAGCUACAGACAGAUUUAGCCAAGCUUGUAAAUCCUCAGAACAACGCUACAGGAGAGCAACCUGAGAGUGCCAAUCUGGAAGAACCUGUUGCCCCUAGACCCCAUAAGAAAAAGAAUCCAGGCGAGAAACCUCACCGAUGUUCUCAGUGCGGGAAAUGUUUUGCUCGGAAGUCACAACUGACCGGGCACCAGAGAAUUCACUCUGGAGAAGAACCUCACAAGUGUCCUGAAUGUGGGAAAAGUUUCCUUCGGAGUUCCGACCUUUAUAGGCAUCAACGGCUUCACACUGGGGAGAGGCCCUAUGAAUGCACUGUGUGUAAAAAGCGAUUCACUCGACGAUCGCACCUUAUAGGGCACGAGAGAACCCAUUCUGAAGAAGAAACCUACAAAUGCCUGGAGUGUGGGAAAAGUUUUUGUCACGGAUCUAGUCUUAAAAGACAUCUGAAAACUCAUUCUGGUGAAAAACCUCACAGAUGCCACAGUUGUGGGAAAAGUUUUAUUCGACUGACUGCUCUUACUCUGCACCAGAGAACUCACACGGAAGAGAGACCUUUUAAAUGCAAUUACUGUGGGAAAAGCUUUAGACAGAGGCCAAGCCUUGUUAUUCACUUGAGAAUUCACACAGGAGAGAAGCCUUAUAAGUGUAGCCAUUGUUCCAAAAGCUUCAGACAAAGAGCAGGCCUUAUUAUGCACCAAGUCACUCACUUUAGGGAAGAUUUCUUUAAGAACUGUUGAAGAAAACAGGUCCUGCCGAAAUUGGCACUAACUCAGAGAAGUAGAACCUGUUUGUCUUAGAAGGGACAAUUUGUUUCGUUUUUAGCUUUUACGAUCAGCUCCCCCUCCCCCAACUUAAAACUCCUCUUCCAAGGCAUACAAGUUUUAGAGUAUCUACCAACUCUUGCAUCUUUCCAAGCUUUGAUUUUGAUUGUCUCUACAAUUUUAUCUUUCCAUUACAAUGAAAUUUUUGUGUGUACCAAGCCAAUCGUCCAACCAUAUCAUAGGUGUAAGUGUAAAGCAUGUCGGGGAUGACAUUCUUGUCAGCUAUAGGAUCAGUAGAAUGGGUUGUCUUUGUCAAACCAAGUCUGCCAGACAUAUCGUAGCAGUACUGCAAUUACUUUCCUGUGUGGUUAUCAAAGAUGAAUAUAUUAAUUAGUUCAAGGCAGGUGAAAAGAUAAGAGACAGUUAAGUUGAUCAAACUACAAAAAUGUAUCUAGAACACAAAGCUGGAAUGAAUGACAUUUACCUAGUAAGAACUGUAUUGUUCUCAUUGAUGAUUCUUAAAAAACAUAUAGUUAAGAAAAUCAAAGUAAUAACAUUUGCAAUGUUGAAAAUUUUGCUAUACUGUUUAGGUGGCCAAAAGACAACAACAGAGAAACCAAAUCCACUGCCAUUGAAUUGAU
Molecule: messenger RNA, 2297 nt
Organism: Echinops telfairi (small Madagascar hedgehog)
Lineage: Eukaryota; Metazoa; Chordata; Mammalia; Afrosoricida; Tenrecidae
Gene: ZNF449
Product: zinc finger protein 449
Exons: 4
Coding region: 64-1632 (522 amino acids)
Biological process (GO): regulation of transcription by RNA polymerase II
Molecular function (GO): RNA polymerase II cis-regulatory region sequence-specific DNA binding; DNA-binding transcription factor activity, RNA polymerase II-specific
Source: RefSeq, a predicted model, not a curated record